This is a messenger RNA of Ylistrum balloti, 331 nucleotides long. RefSeq lists its product as uncharacterized. The annotation marks the transcript as partial. NCBI's taxonomy places the organism in Eukaryota, Metazoa, Mollusca, Bivalvia, Pectinida, Pectinidae. The transcript is spliced from 2 exons. The record is from RefSeq and is a predicted model, not a curated record.
AUGACGUACGCAGGUGGUGAUGGUAAUGGUGGUAGUGUUGAUGGUGGUGGUGAUGGUGAUAGUGGUGAUGGUGGUGAUGGUGGUGGUGGUGAUGCUUAUGGUGGUGGAGGUGAUAGUGGUGGUGAUGGUGGUGGUGGUGAUGAUGAUGAUGGUGGUGGAGGUGAUAAUGGUGGUGGUGGUGGUGAUGAUGAUGAUGGUGGAGGUGAUGGUUAUGGUGGUUGUGGUGAUGGUGGUGAUGGUGGUGGUGGUGAUGGUGGUGGAGGUGAUAGUGGUGGUGAUGGUGGUGAUGGUGGUGGAGGUGAUAGUAGUAUUGGUGGUGAUGGUGGUGGAG